This is a messenger RNA of Peronospora matthiolae, 1293 nucleotides long. Lineage: Eukaryota; Oomycota; Peronosporomycetes; Peronosporales; Peronosporaceae. The record is from the annotation of a GenBank genome assembly.
AUGCAGCCAAGUCGUCGGGAUGAAGGGGGGACCAAGUCGUACCUCUGGCACCUUCGGCUUGGCCACAUAGGUCACGAUGGACUCAAUUGCAUCGUGACGAAGAACAUUGGAAUUGGCAUCGACAUAUCUUCGGUGAAGAAGUGGGACGUGUGUGAAGGUUGUGCUCUGGGAAAACAGACUCGAGUGCGCUUCCAAUCAAACACUACAGCUCACACCUCCAAACUCCUCGAAGUGAUUCACAGUGACGUAUGCGGACCGAUGUCGAUGGCAACUUUCAGUGGAAAACGGUACUUCGUGACAUUCAUUGAUGACAAGUCAAGAUACUGUGUCGUCUAUCUGCUCAAGAGCAAAUCUGAAGUUGCGGCGAAGUUCAUGGAAUACGCUGCGAUGGCCGAAACGCAAACCGGAAAGCGCGUGAAGUACCUUCAAAGCGACAAUGGGGGUGAAUACAAGUCCGACAAGCUGGCACGAUUCUGCGCGGAACGGGGGAAUACAACAAAGGUUCACCCCCCAUAUACUCCUCAGCUAAACGGAGUAGCUGAGAGAAUGAAUCGCACGCUGGUCGAGUGUGCGCGUUGCAUGAUGGAACACGCUGGACUGGGAAAGAGCUACUGGGGUGAAGCAGUGAUGACGGCGAUGUUUCUUCGAAACCGCUGUCCAACACGUGCCAUUCACCAAGACAAGUCUCCAUAUCAAGUGUGGACGAUGAAGAAACCGAUUCUGGCCAACCUUAAAGUGUUUGGAUGCCACGCGUAUGUUCAAGUGCCUCAAGACAAACGCGCGAAGUUCGACUCCAAGUCAUCACUCUGUCGUUUACUGGGAUACGCCGAACACCAGAAGUCAUAUCGAUUUGAGGAAGUGUCAACAGGAGCGAUCAAGAUCAGUCGCGAUGCCACAUUCAUGGAAGACAAGUUUGAUGAAGGUCCGCGCAACUACAACGAUGAGUCAAGUGUCGUUGAGUUUGAUGAUCAUGAUGAGGACGAAGAAAAAGAAGAAGGUAAAACUGACGACGACAUGGACUCGAGCGACGAUGACAACGAAGACACCAGGUCUUCAAAGAGCAACAUCAAGAGACACACGCGCACUCAAUCACUUGAGAAAGCUACCGUCAUUCCAAGUCCCAAGCGAAGAACAUACAGAGGUCCGUCGCUUGAGCAUGUGUCAGCGGCUGCAAUGGAUUUUGAAGCAGCCUACAUCGUUGAUUCAGUGGGGGAAACGCCGACUACAUUCAAGUUGAUGAACUUUAGACUUCUUGGUCCGAGUGCAAAACGCAAAGUGAAUAUAUAUUUAUAA